AUGGAUCUGACUACUGCAGACAGGCGGAGAAGGCGUCGGCGCGUUGCAGAUGUGGAUCGAAAGAGGGCACCUCGAGCGUAUGCAGCCAGCCAUUCCAUUAAUGCCGGAGUGGAAACUGACGAUUUAAACAGGUGUACACUGUCUCCAAAUACCUCGCCAACUUUCUCGGAUCGCGGAGUUGUCGAAAACGCUGAACUACCAUCGCCAGCUUCUGUUCUAUCGCAUGGUCUAUCAAAGCAUGUCAUUGUGGAUCAAUCAAAACGAGUAUUAUGGCCAAACAUUCUAUCCCGGCUUCGGGAAGCAUUUUCCCUUGACCCCCAACAUGCCCCGGAAGAACGGGAGAUGGUUGCGAUGCAAGCUCGCAUGAUACGGCCCAAGGGACUGCAUCCUUCUGAACUAUCCAGAUUGCACGCGGCGAUCGAUGCCUUUCCUCCUCGCCCAAUUGCCAAUUUCCUGGUUUUUAUAUUCAUUAAGCACGCGACCGAUGUUUUUUUCUACUUUGAUCAAGCGCAGAUGCUCUCCGACAUUGAUGAAUUCUACACGGACUCCAGCUCAUCGUUGAGGCUUGAUCCAGCUUUUAUCUGUCUCGCCAUGGCGACAUUCGCGCUUGGAAGCCAGUGGACACCCUUGGAGCGGCCUGAAGGAUUCGAGUCUGGCCAACCAAAAGACGAUGUAGAUUUGGGACGUGAAUUUUUCUUUUACGCGAAGUCCCUCGUACCUGAUAUUAUCGAACGCUCAUGCCUGAGAUCCAUUCAGGCCCCAUUCGUCCUCGGUGUUUAUCUCAUGCCAGCAAGUGCAAUUGGAGCAUCCUAUGUAUUUUUAGGCCUGUCAUUACGGAAGGCUUUAGCAUCCGAUCUGCAUCUUAGUUCAGAAGAUGCGUCCUUGAACGAGAUAGAAAAGGAAGUGCGGUGCCGUCUCUGGUGGUCGAUCUUUUCGCUCGAACGAUGUACCACCGUGAAAUUGAAUCGACCUCGCUCCAUUGAUACCCAAAUAAUCACAGUGCCAUAUCCCUCUCAAUGCAUAGCCCUUGAUCGAGUCCAGGAAUUCGACAAUCUUGAUUGUCAGGUGGCAUACGUUCGACUUAUAAGAGUACUCGACGAGAUCGCCGGUGUUGCAAGAGUGGCGGUGCUGACAAGACAAAGAGGUGGAUUGCCCGAAACACCAGGCCUAUCGCAGUCAAAAUGGGAGGAUGAUCUAAAGUUAUGGAAGCAAUCUCUUCCCCAGAUUUAA
This is a messenger RNA of Penicillium cosmopolitanum, 1230 nucleotides long. RefSeq names its product fungal specific transcription factor domain-containing protein. Gene Ontology annotation, biological process: DNA-templated transcription. The transcript is spliced from 5 exons. Bases 1 to 1230 code for a protein of 409 amino acids. The record is from RefSeq and is a predicted model, not a curated record. NCBI's taxonomy places the organism in Eukaryota, Fungi, Ascomycota, Eurotiomycetes, Eurotiales, Aspergillaceae. Gene Ontology annotation, molecular function: zinc ion binding; DNA binding.